This is a messenger RNA of Strigops habroptila (Kakapo), 1939 nucleotides long. RefSeq names its product dephospho-CoA kinase domain containing (gene DCAKD). Gene Ontology annotation, biological process: coenzyme A biosynthetic process. The transcript has 5 exons. The coding region runs from base 20 to 811 and encodes 263 amino acids. NCBI's taxonomy places the organism in Eukaryota, Metazoa, Chordata, Aves, Psittaciformes, Psittacidae. Gene Ontology annotation, molecular function: dephospho-CoA kinase activity; ATP binding. The record is from RefSeq and is a predicted model, not a curated record.
GUGGGGCGGGCCGAAUCCAAUGAGGGAGGCGCUGAUUGGCUGGCAGGCAGUCCCCCUUCCCCCUCCAGCCAAUAGGCGCGCGGGAUGCUGCGCCACACAUGAAGCCGGGCAGAGGAGCACGAUGUUCCUGGUCGGCCUCUCGGGGGGAAUCGCCUCUGGGAAGAGCACGGUGGUGGCUGUGCUGCGGGAGCUGGGCUGUGCUGUCAUCGAUGCCGAUGUUAUCGCCAGGCAGGUGGUGCAGCCCCACCUCAAGGCCCAUCAGCAGAUAGUGCAGCACUUUGGCACCGAGAUCCUCCUGGAGAACGGCGAGAUAAAUCGUGAGGCUCUGGGAACCAUUAUCUUCUCCCAGCCAGAGAAGCGGCAGCUGCUGAACUCCAUCACCCACCCGGAGAUCCAGAAGGAGAUGCUGAAGCAGAUCUUGAAGUACUUUGUGUUAGGCUACCGCUACGUGAUCCUCGACAUCCCUCUGCUCUUUGAGACCAACAGACUGACCAAGUUUAUGAAAUACACGGUGCUGGUUUAUUGCAGCCCCCGGGCGCAGCUCUCCCGGCUGAUGCAGAGGAAUGGGCUGUCCCAGGAGGAGGCAGAAGCUCGCAUCCGCUCCCAGCUCCCGCUGGAUGAGAAGCGCAGGUUUGCAACUCACAUCAUCGACAACUCCGGCGAGCGGGAGAGCACCCGCCGGCAGGUCCUGCGGCUCCAUAGCCACCUCGAGGAUUCCCUGGAUUUCCUCUGGGCACGGCUGGCAGCGGGCACGGUUGUGGCUGGGCUCGGAGGGCUCAUGUACCUCCUCCUCCGGCAUUUCAGCUCUUAGUUCACCUUCUCUUUUUGUCGUGCAAGAGGCCUGAAUUUCCAGGUUUGAAAAGGCCACUGAAAGGCCACCUCUUCUAAUGAGCUUUGCCAGCUGAAUGCAGACAGUGGGAUGAGGUGUCUCCUUGCAGCCUACCCAAGGUGAACGUAGGGGGGUGUCUUCAGCACCAUCACCCCUCUGCUUUCCCUUCCCCUUGCGUGGCUGUGGCCAGGGGAGGGGACGAGCCCCUUGUUUUCCCCCUCCUGCGUCUCUAUGGUGGGACUUCAGUGAAUUUAGGCACUUUAAUGUCUUCCAGGACAAUCUUUACCAGUCUUCCAAUACCUAAAGGGGGCCCACAAGGAAUCUGGAGGGAUUUUUUACAGGGGAAUGUAGUGGCAGGACAAGGGGGAAUGGUUUUAACCUGCCAGAGGGGAGAUUGAGAUGAGCUCUGAGGCAGAAGCUCUUCCCUGUGAGGGUGCUGAGGCGCUGGCACAGGGUGCCCAGAGAAGCUGUGGCUGCCCCAUCCCUGGCAGUGUUCAAGGCCAGGUUGGACACAGGGGCUUGGAGCAACCUGCUCUAGUGGAAGGUGUCCCUGCCUGUGGCAGGGGUUGGAACUGGAUGAGCUUUAAGCUCCCUUCCACCACAAGCCAGUCUGGGAUGUGUGAAUCUCUUCACUGGGGGAGUAGGUGGCUUCUCAGAUGCUGUUUCUCCUAGUGGGUGUCCCCAGGUUGAUCCCCUCCUAGCUCGCAGCCCCAGCUGGUCUGCAUUUAGACAUGGAAUUCCCCCUUCUUUCACACUGAUUUCAUGGAAAUAUGCUCAAUCCCCGGGGGGUGACAGCCAGCACCUCUUUUCACACGGGCUGGGUGUUCAGCCGGCCGCUCACCCUCCUUCCUGCCCCCUAUUUCUGCCUUCAUCCCUUGUGGCUCCCCCUUGGCACUGGUUGAGGGUCUGAUUCAUCCCCGGAGCAGGCUGAGAGCUGGGCUCUGCCUUGUUAAAGCUCAUUUAGCGCUGUUUGAGCUCGCCGGCAGCGGCAGCGUGCCCGCGGGGACCUCCAGCCUGGGCUCCUCACAUUUGUUUUAAUAAAGUGCUAACCAGCAGCCGGCUCCCUGCAGCUCCACAACCUGUGGGCUGCCAGCGCUGCUCUUUUCCUGG